UUUUUUACUUGAUCAGUCCCUUUUUAUGGACUUUUUACAUUGGAAUCGCAAUGUGGAGCUCUCUUUUUAAUUUCGCUCUAUCGGAAAUCAGAAAUUUACACAAUGUUGUUCACGUGCAUAUGUGGUUUAACUGAUCUGUGCAUCUUCAGUGUGAUGGAGUAUUUCAAGCCUGAGUAAUGUGAUUCAGCUCUACAGCACGGAAGAAGGGAGAAAAAAGCAAUGUUCUCCCGCAACCGCUGCAAUGGUCAGGAUGGUACGGGCAUCCCUCAGUAUCCCCGACCCAAAAAGAAAACUGCAGUGCCAAAGAGAAGGCAGCCAAAUCCCAAAGUUGCUCUGGUGUUGCGUGGGAAAAUUCAUCGUUUCUUGCAGGGAUCUGCAGAUCAUACUGUCCAGCCUUCUGGUCUUUACUACUCUGGAAUUGAAGAAGAGGAUGAAGAGGGGGAAGAGGAUGUUGAAAAAUUGCAGAAUUACUACAGGAGAGGAUUAGCUUCAGCAGAGGUCUGCUGCUCACCUGAGGUGCCAAAUGGACAUGGGCUGGGAGCAGUUUCUGGGGCACCUUGCGUUGGGGAAGUGGAACUAAAUCGAGAAGGAGGCAUCAGGAUUCCUUGCACUUUGCAGCAUAACAGUAAUUCGACAGUAGUUCAAAACCAAAUGACCCAAGGUCUAAAUGGGACUGGGUUUUCAUCUGAAAGAGGACUUGAUGGUGAGCCUAAAAGACAGACAGAUACUCUGCUGUGCAGGCUGAAUAUGACGAUGCUGGAUGAAGUCAUGGAGGGGAAUAGUCAGGACUGUCAAGAGGAAGAAUCGAGUGAUAUCGUUGAGCACAUACUGAAGGAAUUGCGAGGGAUCAACAAAAUUCAAGAGGAGAUUUCAGACUUGAGGGAGUACCUGUCAUCUGUUUGUGGUUCUGUCGAGGAGGUCUCUAGCUGUGUGGAUGCCGUCUUAAUGGAGAUUGAAUGCAUGCGGUCUGGAAGCAAAUCUGGUGUAGAGACUUGGCCAGGAGCAAUGGGUGGCACUGAGAGUCACUCCCACCACACACACAAAUCAAAUAACACUGUUAGUAAAGGCUGCUACAAGCCUUAUGCUGUUGAAUCCUCAAGUAGCUGUGGUGAUAUACUCUCAGAAUAUCAAGUUGUUGAUGGGAAGCACAAAGAGGCACCAAGGCAGUCUGCUUUCACUAGUGUUGAGACUUCAAACCACAAUGAACAAAAUCCUUUUACACAAGAAGCAUCUAAUCAAAGGUCUGAUGGAUCUCAAGGUGCAGGCAGAAGGAAGCUUAGCUUUGGUUAUCUUGAGCGCCAGGAUGGACAGGACUGUCCAAGCACCAGUUCCCUAUCUUCGGGCCAGAGUUCCAAGUCUGAAUCUGAUCCAGAAAGACCUACCUCUAGACAUGGCAAAGCAGGAAGUGAAAGUAAGUCCUGGAACCCAGUGGCUUUAAAAAACACAGCAGGAGUGGAGAGAUGGGUUGGAGUGAAGAUGAUUCUUGCUCCAGACAAGCCAGUUUUGAAGAGGCAGAGAGCAGCUGGGACCCAUCAAGAGUUGUAA
Messenger RNA from Cyprinus carpio (common carp), 1545 nucleotides. RefSeq lists its product as uncharacterized. Gene Ontology annotation, molecular function: diacylglycerol binding; calmodulin binding; phospholipid binding. The transcript has 2 exons. Lineage: Eukaryota; Metazoa; Chordata; Actinopteri; Cypriniformes; Cyprinidae. Gene Ontology annotation, cellular component: presynaptic active zone cytoplasmic component; plasma membrane; terminal bouton. Bases 220 to 1545 code for a protein of 441 amino acids. Gene Ontology annotation, biological process: neuromuscular junction development; presynaptic dense core vesicle exocytosis; synaptic vesicle priming. The record is from RefSeq and is a predicted model, not a curated record.